Molecule: messenger RNA, 942 nt
Organism: Sarcophilus harrisii (Tasmanian devil)
Lineage: Eukaryota; Metazoa; Chordata; Mammalia; Dasyuromorphia; Dasyuridae
Product: olfactory receptor 13D1-like
Exons: 2
Coding region: 1-942 (313 amino acids)
Biological process (GO): G protein-coupled receptor signaling pathway
Cellular component (GO): membrane
Molecular function (GO): G protein-coupled receptor activity; olfactory receptor activity
Source: RefSeq, a predicted model, not a curated record
AUGAACAAAGGAAAUUACACCACUGUAACUGAAUUUUUUCUGUUUGGACUUUCUCAUUACCCAGCUCUCCAGAUAUCUCUUUAUGUGCUCUGCCUUGUAAUGUAUCUGGUGAUUCUAUUAGGAAAUAGCAUCCUCAUUAUCAUUAGCAUACUAGAUCCCCGCCUUCACACUCCAAUGUAUUUUUUCCUUGCAAACCUCUCUUUUUUAGAUAUCUGUUACACAUCCUCCUCCAUUCCUCCAAUGCUUGUAAAUUUCAUGUCUAAGAGAAAAUCCAUUUCUUUCACUGGGUGUGCAUUACAAAUGGUCAUUUCUCUUGGCUUGGGCUGUACAGAGUGUGUGCUUCUGGCUGUGAUGGCUUUUGACCGGUAUGUUGCCAUCUGCAAUCCCCUAAGAUACACCAUCAUAGUGAAUAAGGCACUCUGCGUUCAGAUAGCAACUUGGACCUGGAUGUUAGGCUUCCUGUAUUCCCUGCUACUCACUCUGCUGGCUAUGAUGAGACCUUUCUGUGACAACAUCAUUGACCAUCUUGCCUGUGAAAUCUUGGCUCUUCUCAAGCUUAUCUGUGGAGAUAUUUCCCUCAAUGUGUUCAUUAUGACAGUUGGAAAUUUUGUUUUCUUAGUCAUUCCUUUGCUACUCAUUUUCUUCUCAUAUGUUUUCAUCCUUUCCACUAUCCUGAGGAUCAACUCCAGUGAAGGGAGGAAGAAAGCCUUUUCCACCUGCUCAGCCCAUCUAACUGUGGUGAUUUUAUUCUAUGGCUCAGCCCUUUUCAUGUAUAUGAAACCCCAAUCAAAGGACACCAAAACUUCUGAUGAACUCAUUGGACUGUCUUACUGGGUAGUAACCCCAAUGCUGAACCCUAUCAUCUAUAGCCUGAGGAACAAGGAGGUAAAAGAGGGUGUUGAAAAAACAAUCAUUAAAAAUCCUUUUAAUAGUAUUUUUUAG